CUGGUGUUGACCUAACCUGGUUACAGAUAACAGCCGCCAUGAUAGGAAAGUUUGGGAUUACAGGGGCUUAUUCUCUGUCCUACCUUUACUCCUCAGAAAUCUUCCCCACAGUUGUCAGAAACCAAGCCGUGGGGCUGUCGUCUUUCUUUGAGAAUUUAGGUGGAAUAGCUGCACCUCUGAUAGUCUAUGCAACCAGCAGCUCCCAGUCUUACAUUCCUCUAGUCGUGUUCGGAGUGAUCAUGGUCGUAGGGGGAAUCUUAGCUUGCUUUCUCCCAGAGACUCACAAGAAACCCCUCCCCGAAACCAUCGAGGACGUGGAACAUUUCACCCGAGGGGCAGCCACUCAGACUGAGGACACCUAUCUCUGACCAGGUCAAGGUCACAUACCUGAUCAGGUCAAGGUCACCUGGGUGACACAGGUCAUGGGAUUAAACAUGGAGUUCAACCACAGUUUCUUUAUGUUCUUUACAAUCAACUUUGACAUUUAUUUCAACAAAAGAACAAACCUUCAAAUGAUUGUGUCGAUCACUAUUGUGCCAAAACAUUCACCUCAACAGAUGUUUUAGUGCUACUUGUUUCGAUCUCAUUAUGUUAGACAUA
Molecule: messenger RNA, 600 nt
Organism: Saccostrea cuccullata (small rock oyster)
Lineage: Eukaryota; Metazoa; Mollusca; Bivalvia; Ostreida; Ostreidae
Product: organic anion transporter 3-like
Exons: 3
Coding region: 39-368 (109 amino acids)
Biological process (GO): transmembrane transport
Cellular component (GO): membrane
Molecular function (GO): transmembrane transporter activity
Source: RefSeq, a predicted model, not a curated record